Messenger RNA from Alternaria incomplexa, 1692 nucleotides. RefSeq lists its product as uncharacterized. NCBI's taxonomy places the organism in Eukaryota, Fungi, Ascomycota, Dothideomycetes, Pleosporales, Pleosporaceae. Gene Ontology annotation, cellular component: plasma membrane. Bases 1 to 1692 code for a protein of 563 amino acids. Gene Ontology annotation, molecular function: purine nucleobase transmembrane transporter activity. Gene Ontology annotation, biological process: transmembrane transport. The transcript has 5 exons. The record is from RefSeq and is a predicted model, not a curated record.
AUGGGUUUCAUUGAACGAAACAAAGCUGCUCUCAAUGAUGUGGUUUCCGCUUCAUUUGUGGGCAGAUAUUUUCAUCUUGACGGAUCAGGGCAUCCCAAUGAGAUCAAGAAUGCGAGGUUUACGACAGAGCUGCGCGCUGGACUGACGACGUUUUUCACCAUGGCAUACAUUAUCGCUGUGAACGCCUCCGUCCUCACAGACUCCGGUGCGACAUGUGUCUGCAACGACCCUGUCGACCCAACAUGUAUCAACGAUGAAGCCUACUCUCUCUGCCUCCUCGAAAUCAACCGCGACUUUGUCACUGCUACCGCCGCCAUCGCAGCGCUCGGCUCGUUCCUCAUGGGCCUCCUUGCAAACCUUCCAGUGGCGCUCGCACCGGCUAUGGGCCUUAAUGCGUAUCUGGCGUAUCAGAUCGUGGGGUUCCACGGCACUGGUCCCAUCGACUACCGUGUCGCAAUGACCGCUGUUUUCGUCGAAGGCUUCAUCUUCGUUGCCCUCUCGCUCGCUGGUAUUCGCCAAUGGUUGGCCCGCAUAAUUCCUGCUAGCAUCAAAGUCGCAUGUGGUGCGGGAAUCGGUCUCUUCUUGACACUGAUCGGACUUUCAUACUCUGCUGGUAUCGGUGCGAUUACAGGAGCUAAAGCCACGCCACUUGACCUUGGAGGUUGCCCUACGGAAUACCUCGACCCGGAUACUGGCUCCUGUCUCUCUCACAAAGCCACCAACCCAACCAUGUGGCUCGGCUUCCUUGUGGGCGGUGUCUUCACUGCACUUCUCAUGACGUACAAAAUCCGUGGGUCGAUGAUCUUUGGUAUUGCACUGGUCUCGAUCUUCUGCUGGCCUCGCGACACUUCAAUCACCUACUUCCCCCGCACAACAGUUGGUGACAGCCGUUUCGAGUUCUUCAAGAACAUUGUCGCUUUCCAUCCUAUCAAACACACUUUGUUGGCACAGGAUUGGGAUCUGUCCAACGUGGGCGGGCAGUUUGCUCUGGCCGUCUUCACUAUGCUUUACGUCGAUAUUUUGGACGCGACGGGUACUUUGUACUCCAUGGCUCGCUUCUCGGGCGUUGUCGAUCCUGACACGGGCGACUUUCCCCGUUCGACUAUUGCGUAUUCAGCGGACGCUAUUGCCAUCUCCAUCGGUUCCCUCUUUGGAUCUUCGCCUGUCACCGCUUUCGUAGAGUCUGGUGCUGGUAUCCAAGAAGGCGGUCGCACAGGUCUCACAGCAAUUACCACGGGCAUCUGUUUCUUCAUCUCCCUCUUUUUCGCACCCAUUUUCGCCUCCAUCCCGCCUUGGGCAACAGGUGGAGCACUCAUCUUGGUCGGCUGCAUGAUGAUGCGCGGUGUCUUGGCCAUCAACUGGAACUAUCCAGGCGAUUCUAUCCCCGCCUUCGUCACACUCAUGUUCAUGCCUUUCUCCUACUCCAUUGCGUACGGUCUCAUCGCUGGAAUCAUGUGCUACGCCAUCAUAAAUACAACAACAUGGGCUCUCGGUGCCAUCUCAGGCGGACGCCUACUUCCACCCGACUAUGACAACAAGGAAUACUGGAGCUUCCGCUCAGAUUCGCCACGCGCUCAACCCUGGUUUAUCCGCGCCAUGAAGGGCGACAAGAAGUUCUGGAGGCCCCAGGAUACCGACUCGUUUGAGUUGGAAUCUACCGAGGCACGCGUUGAAGCCCACACGAAGGCGUAG